UGCUGUUGAUCACACCUCUCAGGCAGAAGGAGUCGAGCCAAUAACAUCAGACGUCGCACCAGCAGGAAAGAAGAUGUUUGCACAAAGACAGACGUACCUGGAGAAGGCCCUGCACUCAGCAGUGGCAGUGCUGCUUCUCCUGACCACAGCGGGGCAAUCUGCAGUUGUGACUGACAACCUCCAGACCACAGCGACUCCUCUGCUGUCAAAUGCAUCUCUCACCACAGAGCUCAACAACAGCAGUAUGGACGAACCUCUAGUGCUGCGCUCACACAGAUCCUGUGGAAGUGAACAUGAAAAUUACUGUGAAAAUGGUGGCGAGUGCAUGUACCCCCAAGACAGUGACAAACCUUUUUGCAUCUGCACGUCCUCCUACAGCGGGACUCGCUGCCUUUUCUUCAGUGACCACACGUACUCUCUGCCUGAGUUAGAGCAACUGAUCGGUAUCAGUUUUGGUGUCGUCAUGCUCAUCAUUAUCCUGGCAAUCAUGAUUUACUGCUUUGCCCAAAGGAGAUGUAUCAAAUCACCACCACUAAUAAAAUCUGCACCAUCUAAGACAUCAGUGUGAAUCAACCCAUUGCUCCUCCUCCUCUUCAUCAUCAUCAUCAUCAUCUUCAUCAUUCUCACCAUUAUUGUCAGUAAUGACGCACAAAGCAAUUAUGAGUCUCUAAAAAGCUUUCUGUACUUUAUUGGACUUUUUCAUUUGAUAUAAAGAAGUCCACUGCAUCAUUCAAACAAACAGAUGCUCUGAAAUGAAAAGACUGAACUGUGUCAGACCUGUUGGGCCUUUUGUAUUGAACAGGGACUGAGACUGAGGGAGAGAAAAUGUUCCUAUUUAUUGUAAUAUAGCAACUAACUUAUUGAAAGUGUUUAUUUAAAGUUUUGUAAUAAAUUCAUGAAUUGAA
Molecule: messenger RNA, 905 nt
Organism: Seriola aureovittata
Lineage: Eukaryota; Metazoa; Chordata; Actinopteri; Carangiformes; Carangidae
Gene: epgn
Product: epithelial mitogen homolog (mouse)
Exons: 5
Coding region: 74-568 (164 amino acids)
Biological process (GO): epidermal growth factor receptor signaling pathway; positive regulation of mitotic nuclear division; positive regulation of cell population proliferation
Source: RefSeq, a predicted model, not a curated record